AUUAUCUCCCAGCUGCAUAGACCUUCCAUACGGCUCCGUUCUGCCUCGAUGAACACUGUGCCUUGCUGAGAGCUUGAAACAGUUCUGCAGAAAAUUGUAAAGAUCCUGAGACAUUUCACUGUUAAGAUCUAAUAUCAAGGUAGUCACAGGAAGACACACUUUACUUUCUGCUGAUUGGAUGGGAGGAAUUUUUGACCUUGGAAAGUGGAGAUGGUGUUGCUAUGGAAACUAAUAAUUCUGCUGCCAUUCAUGAGCUGCAGCACAGGGGAAGAAAGUCUACAUGGUCCUAUUUUUAUUCAAGAGCCACAUGAUAUCACUUAUUCCAUGGGCUCAGCGAAUCCAGAAAUCCUACUGAACUGUACAGCUAAAGGAUAUCCACUCCCUUACUACAGGUGGAAGCAAAAUGGCACAGAUAUUGAUCUUACCAUGAGUUAUCACUACAGGUUGGUUGGAGGCAGCUUGGCAAUCAAUAACCCACAUAAAAAACAGGAUAUGGGAACAUACCAGUGUUUGGCCACAAAUUCAUUUGGAACAAUUCUGAGCAGGAAGGCAAAGCUUCAAUUUGCAUAUCUUGAAAAUUUUGAGACGAAGACGAGAAGUACAGUGUCAGUCAGAGAAGGACAAGGAGUGGUUCUGCUCUGUGGUCCUCCACCGCACUACGGAGGCUUGUCCUACGCAUGGAUCUUCAACAAUAAUCCCUUGUAUGUUCAGGAGGAUAGUCGGCGCUUUGUUUCACAAGAGACAGGAAAUCUGUACAUCGCUAAAGUAGAGCCCUCGGAUGUGGGCAAUUACACCUGCGUUGUGACCAACUCCGAUGCAGAGCAAAGUGUGCAGGGGCCACCCACUCCUCUCAUUCUCCGCAGCGAUGGUGUGAUGGGGGAGUAUGAACCAAAGAUUGAAGUACGUUUUCCAGAAACAACAUAUGCAGCGAAGGGUUCAUCUGUUAAACUGGAAUGCUUUGCCCUUGGAAAUCCAGUCCCUAGUAUUAGCUGGAAGAGGUCUGAUGGAAAGUCACUGACAAAGAAAAUCAAACAUGACCAAACUAAAGGAGUUCUUGAAAUCCUGGAUGUUCAGCAAGAAGAUGAAGGUUUUUAUGAAUGCGUUGCAGGAAACAUUCGAGGAAGAAACAUUGCAAGAGGUCAAUUAUUUGUCUAUGCACUCCCUGAAUGGGAUAAAAAAAUCCAAAAUGCCUUUCUGUCUCUCUAUGACAGUUUGUUUUGGGAAUGUAAGGCAAAAGGAAAACCAAGCCCUUCCUACAGCUGGUUAAAAAAUGGCCAGCCUCUCACAUCAGAGGAGAGAAUCCAAAUAUACAAUGGAACUCUUACCAUACCGAUGCUGAAUAUGUCAGACUCUGGCCUGUAUCAGUGUGUAGCAGAAAACAAGUAUGAUACUAUAUAUGCCAAUGCUGAAUUGCGGGUGAUAGCUGCGGCCCCUGAUUUUUCAAAAAAUCCUGUGAAAAAAAUCUCCAUUGUUCAAGUUGGAGGUGAAGUUACAAUUGGUUGUAAACCAAGUGCUUCUCCCAGAGCAGUUAUUAACUGGAGAAAAGGCUCAGAGGUGCUGCGGCAGAACAAAAGGAUCGUCUUCCUGGAGGAUGGCAGUCUCAGGCUCUACAACAUCACCAAGUCAGAUGCUGGGGUUUACACUUGUAUAGCAACAAAUCAGUUUGGAAUUGCCAGAAAUUCAGGGAGCCUGACUGUGAAAGAAAAGACUGUAAUUACUAUUCCACCUUCUAAUAUGGAUGUAACAGUUGGAGAAAGCAUAGUCCUUCCAUGCCAGGUGUCUCAUGACCCUUCCCUUCAUGUGGUGUUCACAUGGUCAUUCAAUGGAAAUAAUAUUGAUUUUAAAAGAGGAAUGCAUCAUUUUGAAAGAAUUGGAGGGGAAUCUGUUGGGGAUUUGAUGAUAAGAAAUAUUCAGCUACAUCAUUCUGGGAAAUAUGUGUGCAUGGUACAAACAACUUUAGACAGUCAAUCUGCAGCAGUAGAUAUAAUUGUAAGAGGCCCCCCAGGCCCACCAGAAGAUGUUAAAGUUGAACAUAUUUCUAGUACUACUGCUGUGUUAUCCUGGAAGUCUGGAAUAGAUAAUAAUAGUCCAGUCCAGAUCUACAGUGUCCAGACAAGGACUCCUUUCUCAGUCGGAUGGCAGUCAGUUCCGACAGUUCCUGAAGUCCUUAAUGGCAGGACUCACAAAGCAACAGUGGUUGACUUAAGCCCUUGGGUUGAGUAUGAGUUUCGUGUGGUUGCCAGUAACAGCGUUGGAAUCGGGGAGCCAAGCAGACCAUCAACUCUACUGAAAACCAAAGCAGCAGUUCCCGUGGUGGCACCAACGAACAUCAGUGGAGGAGGAGGGAGCCGUUCUGAGCUGGUCAUCACAUGGGAGCCAGUUCCAGAAGAACUGCAGAAUGGGGAAGGUUUUGGCUACAUCAUUAUGUUUCGUCCCCUUGGCUCAACAACCUGGACAAAAGCAGUGGUGGCUUCAGUAGAAGCAAGCAAAUACAUUUAUAGGAAUGAAAGCAUUACACCUCUGUCUCCUUUUGAAGUGAAAGUUGGUGUCUACAACAAUGAAGGAGAAGGGACCCUGAGCUCCAUAUCCAUUGUCUACUCAGGAGAAGAUGAACCACAGAUAGCACCAGCAGGGACUUCGGCACUGAGCAUUUCGGCAGCAGAGGUGGAGGUCUCCUGGCAGCCCAUUGCAUGGAACAGGCUCACGGGCAGGGUGUUAGGCUACGAGGUUUUAUAUUGGACCGAUGAUCCCAAGGAAAGCACAGCUGGUAAAGUCAGAGUCAAUGGGAAUGUAACAGCCAAAAAUAUCACAGGACUAAAGGCUAACACGGUGUAUUUUGCAACAGUUCGGGCUUACAACACAGCAGGGACAGGGCCCUCCAGCACCCCAGUAAAUGUCACUACUAAAAAGUCACCACCGAGUCAACCCCCGGCAAAUAUCGCCUGGAAACUGACAAAUUCCAAAAUCUGCUUGAACUGGGAGCACGUAAAAACAAUGGAGAAUGAAUCAGAAGUGUUAGGCUACAAAAUUUUGUACAGACAAAACAGACACAGCAAAACUCAUAUACUGGAGACAAACAACACUUCAGCUGAACUUCUGGUGCCAUUUGAAGAAGAUUAUCUCAUCGAAAUAAGAACAGUCAGUGACGGUGGGGAUGGCAGCAGCAGUGAGGAAAUUAGGAUUCCAAAAAUAUCAAGUUUAAGCUCUGGAGAAAUAAAUUUGUCCCAAAGAGUGCACUAUACAUUGACAUCUGGGAUCCUGCUGUUGAGUUUUGUCCUUAAGUACUCUCUCCCUUGAUGAUUAAAGCAAUGUUCUGCCACGGACUUUUAAAAGGAACAACAUAGAAUGCAUAAUAUGACAUGUACUACACUAUUUUCUUCUGAAAAGGGAAACCUAAAUAAAAGGAGUCGUAUGGACCAACCCAAAGCCAUUGAAUUCAAUAGAGAAGCUUUCAGUGGCAUCAGCAAGCCUUGAACAAAUGGGACAGUACAUUUUAUAAUUUGAGAUACAUAUUCUCAAAUACAUUUUAAAGGACUGUGUCUUGUGAAGACUGUUCUGAUUAACAAAGAUAGCAGAGAUGCUGAAUACCUUUUUUAAGGGGAGAUUGAAAUACAUCUGUCUUCCAGCAGGUUCAGUUACUCUCUCAGCUGGUAUUGUUAUUCUUUGCUGUAGCCUGGAAGUGUAGAUUCAUCUUUGGGCUAGGUGUGAAGGUAAAUGAGAAGACCAUUGAUUUUCAUCAACUUGAAAUAUAAAUAAAAGCAUCUAAUUAAAUCCUUCAAUCUAUUGAGUUAUUAGAAUGUUAAAUGAAACACCAGAGUGAGCAUGGCUUUCAAGUCAAUAGAAAUAGCUCAAAAUGUGAAGUCACACUGCUGUGUAUUUUAACAGCAUCCUAUAAAAGGUAUUUGUUGUCUCAUAUCAUACUAGGGGAUGAAAAGAUCCCCUAGUAGUGAUGUGAUCUUUUUCAUUCCCACUUUAUUCUGAAGUAAAUUUUCUUUUCAACACUGUCAAAGAUGUGUAAUCUCACCUUUGUAACCAUUUGGUACCACAAUCUAAUGAAGUUCCUCCCUUUCUCUCCAUUUGAGAAGGGCUCUAAUGGAGAUGGCAUUGUGUAAGCACACCAAUAAGCAAAGUAGUUUCAUCUAUGCAUGAUAAUUCUCCAAAGAGUGUAAUAAAACACAUUUCUUGUCCAUGGCUAUAGGACCCAAGUAGGCAACAAGAGUCUUAGAAUGGGGAGUUAUAUAGGAAGUUACCAAUACUUCAAUACCUGAGGUUACUGACAGGACUCAUGUGCUUGCCUUCCUGGGAGAACUCCACACAC
Molecule: messenger RNA, 4318 nt
Organism: Anas platyrhynchos (mallard)
Lineage: Eukaryota; Metazoa; Chordata; Aves; Anseriformes; Anatidae
Source: RefSeq, a predicted model, not a curated record